Molecule: messenger RNA, 439 nt
Organism: Periconia digitata
Lineage: Eukaryota; Fungi; Ascomycota; Dothideomycetes; Pleosporales; Periconiaceae
Source: the annotation of a GenBank genome assembly
AUGCCUGCCACGCUUUCUCCAUCUCCCCCCCUCCCAUCUGCAUGUCCAAGACCUGGCCUCCCUUGCUCUGACCCCAUCUCACGGUUCGUUUGGAAUUAUCCCAAGACCCUCUCUCCUCUCUUCCGGGUCAUCACUUUGAUAUUCUGUCUAUCAAUGUACGCGACAAUCCCAGCCAAAGGCCACUAAUUUACCUCUGCACAUCUCGCACCAUCAUCAUCACCACCAUCAUCGAUUCCAAACACCACGUGCGCCGACGCGCACUCUGAUCUUUUCCCCUCUCUGGAAGCAACAUUACACCCGUCGUCAUCGUACGCGGUCGAGGACGUAAGGGAGUGGCGUGCGCUCCACUCCGCUCACUACUGGAUCUUCUUCCCGUCUCGUCUCCAACUCGGGUGCACUUGUUCCGCUUGUCUUUGCCUCUCGUCUCACCAAUGAACAA